Messenger RNA from Maudiozyma saulgeensis, 615 nucleotides. The record is from the annotation of a GenBank genome assembly. Lineage: Eukaryota; Fungi; Ascomycota; Saccharomycetes; Saccharomycetales; Saccharomycetaceae.
AUGUACAUAACUGCAGAAUACAUCUCUACUACUCUAUUUAGUCCCUAUGGUUCCAUUAUAUCACCGGAUGAAGAAGUAGAACGGCUAGCCACAAAGAGGGGAUACGUAGAAAAUAAUGCUAACCAAGGUACUGCCAUAAAAAUAUCAUCGGUUUCAACAAUUCAGAAUAUUUCAACAUCUCAUGUCCCAAAUAUUAACAUAUUUCGUUGUUUCGUGAAAGAAACAAUACCUAAAACUGAAGGAUUUUCCGUAGUCGUACCAGUCUUAGAAAAACAUCCAAACACUUCUCAAACUUUUAUUCCUAUAGGAUCGUGCAGAAAUGAUGUUUCGCACGUUGUUGUUGUCGCAUUGCCAGACCCUCAUAACAAUGAUGAGCCUGAUUUAUGCACCCUUAGAGCCUUUUUAUGUAAAGGAAACCAAGGUGUAACCUAUGGAGUUGGUGUUUGGCAUGCCCCUAUGAUAACAUUAGCAAUGACAUCAGAUACGAAAUUCGUUGACUUUGCAGUUGUAAUUUAUGAAGUGCAAGAUAAGGACCAUCCAGAAUUAAACUGUAUAGAACGUUACUAUAGGGAUCCUCCUCAAAUUGUUAUCAAUAAAGUUGGUGAAGAUUACUGA